Panicum virgatum (switchgrass) is the source of this 535-nucleotide messenger RNA. RefSeq lists its product as uncharacterized. Lineage: Eukaryota; Viridiplantae; Streptophyta; Magnoliopsida; Poales; Poaceae. Bases 99 to 353 code for a protein of 84 amino acids. The transcript has a single exon. The record is from RefSeq and is a predicted model, not a curated record.
CCUAAAGCCUCGCUCUCGCAUGCAGCAGGAGCCAACACUCACGGCAGUCACACAGCGUCAUUUUCGGUUGUGAGCUAAAAGCAAGAAAGGAAUAAGCCAUGGGUUGCUUGCUCCGGCGGCUGUUCCCGUUCCUGGCCGGCGCCGCCGUCGGCGUGUACGCGGCGCAGAACUACAAGGUGCCCAACGUCCGCGGCCUCGUCGACCGCGGCGUCUACGCCGCCAGGCGCUACGAGGAGGCCUACCGCAAGAAGCCAUCAUCUUCGGCGGCUGACGCUGCCGCCGCCGGCGGUGGGAGCGCGAGCGGCAGGAAGAAGAGGGUGGUGCAGGUGGACAUCGACGACGAAGAGCUUUAGCUGUGGCUGUAGCUCAUCACCACGGAUGCGGUGUACGAUACCCAGUGUUGUACUUGUAAGUUGUACGGUUACGUUGUACCUAUAUGCUGCAGUGUGUGGGAAUAAUUGGGUGAAUGAAGAUUCCGUUACUUUUGUUUUGCAAAAAAACAAUGUUGAACUGGAUGUGAAAUGAAUGAGGGACU